AUGUACCCACAGUUACCAGCACUCAGAUCCUUCAAAACCAGCGGUUCUUCUUCAUCUACUGAUCGGAGGUUAAGUGCUCUGGUGAGACAUCUCGAAGGCUCAGCAACCGCAUCGUCCGCCAUGAAUUCUCUGAACCAGAGCUCGACGAUCUCGGCUUCGGCCACUUCUGGCUUCACAGCGGGCAACUCUGUGUUCGCUCAUGUUGAUCGUGCUCCUGAAGAUCCUAUUCUGGGGGUAACUGUUGCAUAUAACAAAGAUCCCAGCCCAAUGAAGCUGAACUUGGGUGUUGGUGCUUACCGAACAGAGGAAGGAAAACCUCUUGUACUAAAUGUUGUGAGACAAGCGGAGCAGCUACUUGUUAAUGACAACUCUCGUGUUAAGGAAUAUCUUCCCAUUGUUGGGCUGGCAGAUUUCAACAAAUUGAGUGCUAAGCUCAUACUUGGUGCUGACAGGUAUGGCAUUGCGUGUUUUAUGUGAUAUUUAGACCAUUUUUUUAUUGAUCCCACAACAUAUUAAGUUCUGGUGGCAUGUGGGAUAAUAAAUAAGACUUUGCAUAUCUGUCGCUUGUUUAUUCUCAAAUACAUAUUUUAUAGUACCAUAUUUGUGAGAAAGUUCCGAUGCUUAUAUGGAAAAAGGAUGAAUCCGGAUGACAUAAUUUGUUUUGAGUCACCCCCACAAUAUAUAACUGCAAUUCUAUGUUUUUGUCAAGCUGCGUAAGGAAUCUAAAGUGCGUGAUGUUUCUUUCUUUGUCCUAGUAAAUUAUUAGAAAAUGGAUACGUUUUUUUUUUUUUUUU
This is a messenger RNA of Ilex paraguariensis (yerba mate), 794 nucleotides long. Lineage: Eukaryota; Viridiplantae; Streptophyta; Magnoliopsida; Aquifoliales; Aquifoliaceae. The record is from the annotation of a GenBank genome assembly.